Molecule: messenger RNA, 2016 nt
Organism: Stereum hirsutum FP-91666 SS1
Lineage: Eukaryota; Fungi; Basidiomycota; Agaricomycetes; Russulales; Stereaceae
Product: DUF803-domain-containing protein
Exons: 15
Coding region: 1-2016 (671 amino acids)
Biological process (GO): magnesium ion transport
Cellular component (GO): membrane
Molecular function (GO): magnesium ion transmembrane transporter activity
Source: RefSeq, a predicted model, not a curated record
AUGUCCUCCUCAGCGUCGUCGUCUGCGACGUCGACGUCCUCAGCAUCCGCCUCAGCAACCUCCUCCUCAAGCACUCUCCAAGCACCCGCAAGUCUCAAGAUCGUCGGUAUCAUCCUCGCUAUACUCAGCGGCCUCCUCAUAGGCACCAGUUUUGUAUUCAAGAAAAAGGGACUACUCAGCUCGCAGGCCGGGCAUGUUGCAGGCGAGGGUGUUGCCUACCUCAAAUCAUGGCUAUGGUGGACGGGAAUGAUAAUGAUGAUAGCAGGCGAACUAUGUAACUUCGCAGCAUAUGCUUUCAUCGAAGCUCUCGUGGUCACCCCCCUCGGAGCAAUCUCCGUAGUCGUAUCGGCCAUGCUUUCCUCCCUUAUUCUCAAAGAGAAAUUGACAUUCUUUGGCUGGCUCGGCUGCGGUCUCUGCAUUAUUGGAUCCACGGUCAUUGCCCUUAAUGGUCCCCAGGAGGCUUCCGUAGGCCAAAUCACAGAGUUUGAAAAGCUGUUUAUUGCCCCGGGCUUCCUGGUCUACAUCAGCGUCCUCUUCGCCAUCUCCUUCUCCAUCAUGUUCUACUUCGGCCCCAAGCAUGGAUCCAAGAAUAUGAUCUGGUACAUCUCCGUCUGCAGUAUGAUCGGUGGUAUCAGUGUCAGUGUCACAACUGGGCUGGGUUCCGCCAUCGUCACCACCGCUCUAGGCGACAAUCAGUUCAAGCACUGGUUCAUGUACUUUUUGCUGGUUUUCGUGGCCGUGACGCUAGUCACGGAGGUAUUUUAUCUCAACAAAGCACUGGCUUUGUUCAACACCGCUAUGCUGAACACUUCUCCAGUCACACCCACGUACUACGUCAUUUUUACGUUCUGUUCAAUGGUCACCACGGUGGUUCUCUUCCAAGGCCUCAAGUCUAGCGCGUCUCAGAUUAUCACUAUCGUCAUGGGUUUCGCAACGAUUUGCGUCGGCAUCACGAUCCUCCAGAUGUCCAAAGUUGAUCCCACAGAACUCAAGACGCUCGACCGGCGCUCGACCAUUCUCCUCCAGGCUGCACGACACAACACCGAAGCCAUGGACGAAAAGUCCGUCAUUGGGAUGGAAGAUCCGGGCAUCGACACGUUACGGGGUUCGUUCGGUACGAUGGGAAGCAUUAUACGUGCACGGAGCGCGAGGAGGAUGAGUCAGAAUUCGAGACUGUCGGGGACGCCUUCUUCACCCAUACAGGAUCAAUACUCUGGAAUGAAACGCCAUCAGCUAUGGGACGCUCCCGUGCCACGGUCGAAUUCCUUCCAACUCGCCGGACGUGCUGGGUCCGAUCCAGAUUUGGAGAGGAUGUCGACGACGAGUAGUACGCCCCGAGACCGGAAGCAGACGAUCAAGUUUGGGGAUCAGGACGUCGUGCAUCAGUAUCGACCGACUGGACAAGGCGGAAACACUAUCGACGACGCGGCCACUCACGAACACCGACUGGCACACCAUGGACUCAGUUCGCCGCCUUUACCGCCUUUGCCUGACAGUGCGGCGCGCGACCGGUCCAUAUCCAGUUUGAUUGAGGGGGGGAGUCCGAACGCGAGCGGGUCGAAUGUCGCGCUUUAUGCGCCGAGCGAUGCGGAUCCGCCACUGAGGACUGCGCCUGCGAAUCUGGGACCGGGAGCGCCUUAUGGGCAGUAUUCGGAUCCGUUCUCGUCAACGGCGUCGAAUUUGAGUUCGUACCCUAGUUCGAGCAUGGACGACGAUGAACGUGAACGGGCGCAUUCGCAUCGACGGUUAUUUGAGAGGGGUUCGACUUCGUCUUCGCGUCGGGACUCGAGUAGGGGCGUGAAGAAUUAUCCGAAGAUACGGGGUUCUGAGGAGGAGGAAGAGAGGCAGAGGUUGGUGGGGGUGAAGAGCGAUGAUGAGGAUGAGUUCACGGGUGGAGUGAGUCCGGCAGAUACUCUGGACAGUCAGGCUACGAUAGGGGGCCAGGAGGCGAUGAGUCCUGAGAUUCAGCACAUGGGGAUUCGGUUAGUGGAUAGGGGGACAGGGAGCAGGUUCUAA